UGCACCUGAAACUGUCAGCAGACAUGAAGUACCUCAUCUUUCUGGCCCUAGUGGUUCAGGCACUAUCCUUUCCACAAGGAAAACCUGGUAAUCAUGGUCCUGGUGGUCCAGUCGGUCCAAGUGGUCCUGGUGGUCCAGGCGGUCCAAGUGGUCCUGGUGGUCCAGGCAGUCCUCACGGUCCAAGUGGUCCUCCACCCUCACCACCCUCUGGCCUUGUUCAUCCAUUUGACAACCAAAAUGUAACAGGACUACCCCCACUUUCUAAACUUUCCGUUGGCACCAGACCACCUCCUCCAAAUAAUGGAAAUCAACCUCCAAGACACCGCAGAGAGAUUCAGAAAGUUUUGGGAUCAGCUCCACCCAAAACUGGAAUUCCUCCACCACGUCCAGAUGGUCAAAUAGCUAACAUUCCCCAACCAACUGGAGGAAAGCCAGGUGCUACAGGAAAUCCACCAGUUAAUGGUCCAUUGCAUAACAAACCAGAAAAGCCUCUACCGGGAAAACAAAGACCCAAAAGACAUCUUCCUGGUGUGAAAGAUGCUGGAAUUCAUCCUUCAAGGGCACCACAUAUAGAAGAUCAUACUCAUGAGAGUAAUGCAAGCCGCCAACCAAUACCAUCACACCAACCAUUUGGCACAAAGAGAUUUCCUGACCAAGGAAAUAACCAUGGAAAGAACCAUUCUUGGUAGAAACAAAGAUCAUGAAUGGAAACCAUCAUGGAAAUGGGGUUCUGCAGCUCCAGCAAUAACCCUAUUGUGAACUGAUAGAAGUAUGUAGUGUUGAAU
Pseudophryne corroboree (corroboree frog) is the source of this 785-nucleotide messenger RNA. RefSeq names its product proline-rich protein HaeIII subfamily 1-like. The transcript has 4 exons. Lineage: Eukaryota; Metazoa; Chordata; Amphibia; Anura; Myobatrachidae. Bases 24 to 689 code for a protein of 221 amino acids. The record is from RefSeq and is a predicted model, not a curated record.